Molecule: messenger RNA, 1527 nt
Organism: Pyricularia pennisetigena
Lineage: Eukaryota; Fungi; Ascomycota; Sordariomycetes; Magnaporthales; Pyriculariaceae
Exons: 4
Coding region: 1-1527 (508 amino acids)
Source: RefSeq, a predicted model, not a curated record
AUGCUAAACUUCGCCCUGGUCGCCGCUCUGGCCGUUCUUUCAUCGCUACCAGGCAGUUUCGCUGCCAAUGAUGGCGUCAGCAACCGCGUCGCUGCCCAACGCGCCGGUGUUCAAGGCGGCACAGCUCCAACCUUCCCCGAUAGGGUCUACGUAGGAAGUCCCCUCACCCCGCCUCAAGUCUUCAUGGUCAACGGCAUACGUAGCCGCGCCGACGGCCGCUCCAACUCAGGCGUCUCGUACUCCGGGCACAUCUGGUUUGAGACCGAGGAGACAGGGCACGCUCGAGCCGACCCGGCCGACCCGUGGAUAACAACCCAUGUCGAGCCAGCACAUGCCUGGUGGAAUUCGGGGCAGAUAUACAAGCGUAAACAGCAGAUAUAUUACGUUUACUACGUCGAAGCGAGCUUCAUCAAACGGCAGCUCACGCGAGGCUAUGCCAAAUACAAGGAGAGCAUCAAAGCGUUCCCCUUGGACCAUUUCCACUAUGUCGUGUAUCCGUUGUACAACUCCAGGAUUCCCUGGAAUGCCAUCAUUGGCUGGGACAUUGUCCUGCCGGAUGGGACCGGUAAGUUUGAGGAGAACAAGGUGCGGUUCAAAAAGCCAGACUGGGACGCCUGGCACGAGUCUAGACGGGCCGAAUCGCCCCAGCGUGCAAGCGACGUCACUGAUGCGAGCCCAAACCCCACGACAGCUCCAGAUCUCGCAGCCGGGGUGACUGCGUUCCAAAAUCCGUUGGGAGAACAGGACGAGACCAGCAGCCGAAACAACACCUGGCUGAACUCGCAGACGUGCGGGUGGUUUAACGGAACUUCAUCGCUGCCACUCACAUGCGACAAGCCAUGGUCGUGCGUCACAGACCAAGGCGUUGUUGCCUGCCACUCGUACCCCUGGACGGUCCUACAUUCCGUAUGCCUCGACUACCAGGCCCAGCAGCUCGGCAAAUGCACCAGCCUGGGGGGUCUGACUGGAUGCUGCUCUUCGGCCGAGUACCCGGCAUGCCUGACAUAUCUGUGGACGGAGCCUCCUGCGAGGUCGCUGCUGGCCUGCGGAAAGACCAGCACGGUAAUGUACAUGAACGACCGUCCCCAGUUCGUCAUUGACGCGGAACGCACAAGCUCGUCGUCCUCAUUCACAGGCGCCAUCUCCUCCACGACGCCGAGCGGUGGAAGUGUCCCCACCGCCGCGGAUCCAACCGGCAAUGAGCCGGCCGACAGAGACACGGCGAAUCUUGCCGGCGUCGUAGCCGGGGCAGCCAUCGGUGGACUGCUCAUCAUCGCCGUGCUGACCGCCGUCAUUGUCUGGCUGUGCCUACGACACAGGCGGCCCCGGGACAGGAAAACAAGAGACCGGGCGGGCGACGAAGCGGUUCGUGGGCACAAUUUGCAGAUGCUGUCAACGCCAGGAUCGCGCAGGGUUUCGUCACCGGCUCCUGCUACACCGGCACAGGCUGCAACUGAAGCUUUACCUGGAGCCCAGCCAGGAUUAGGAACCCCUUACUAUGCUCACCCGCCCGGCACGGCUUUGUAG